AUGGCUCAAGACUUUCUUGCAAUACCAUCUACUAGCAUCACAUCAGAACAAAUGUUUAGUUGUGCAGGUCGUAUUAUUGAUUAUGAUUGUACCUUAUUAGAUCACAACACAGUUGCUGUAUUAAUGUGUCAGAAAAAUUGGUUAGAGAUGGCAACAAAGGCAGUGUUGUCAUAG
Cetraspora pellucida is the source of this 174-nucleotide messenger RNA. Lineage: Eukaryota; Fungi; Glomeromycota; Glomeromycetes; Diversisporales; Gigasporaceae. The record is from the annotation of a GenBank genome assembly.